Lodderomyces parapsilosis is the source of this 1812-nucleotide messenger RNA. Its product is annotated as MFS transporter. The transcript has a single exon. The record is from RefSeq and is a predicted model, not a curated record. Gene Ontology annotation, molecular function: transmembrane transporter activity. Gene Ontology annotation, biological process: transmembrane transport. NCBI's taxonomy places the organism in Eukaryota, Fungi, Ascomycota, Pichiomycetes, Serinales, Debaryomycetaceae. Bases 1 to 1812 code for a protein of 603 amino acids.
AUGUCUCAUAGAACAGAUUCAGAUACAAUUGAUAAUGCAAGCUUGGAUUCGGAAAAACCAAGAGAAUAUGGAGAAGCUUUACAAAAUCAACAAGGACACGAGAACAGUAACAUCCACCGGACUGAAAGCAGAAUAUCAAAGCUCCUUUCACAUUUAGGUUCAAAUGAUGAUAACAUUGAACUAGAAAAGUUGGUAACAAACAAUCCAGGAAUUGAGAGAAUAAAGACCGAGUUGCAAGAGGGUGCUGGUCGUUUGGGUCCAUUGGAAGAGCCAUUGGAUGUGAAAUUGGUACAAACACAUCCAGAUCCACAAUCAGAUUUCAAUGAAAACGAUCCUUGGAAAUAUCCCAUUGAUAUGGAUACAGGAUUGAGGAUAGUUGAAUGGGUGGACAAUGAUAAAGAAAAUCCAAUCAAUUGGGGCUCUGGAAUCAAAUGGGUGUACACGGGGAUCUUGGGUGCCGUUUGUUUCGUUGUUGCUCUUGGUUCUGCUAUUGUUACUGGUGAUAUGGAACGUCCAGCUGAUUACUUUGGUGUAUCUCAAGAAGUUGUCAUUUUGGCAUCAGUAACCAUGUUUGUUUUAGGUUUCGGAUUUGGUCCUUUAGUGUUUGCCCCAAUGUCGGAAGAAGUGGGUAGAAAACCCAUUUAUGUGGUGACGCUUUUUGUUGCAUUGAUUUUUAUUAUACCAUGUGGUGCAGCAAAGAAUAUUGGAACUUUGAUUGUUUGUCGUUUGAUUGAUGGGCUUUCAUUUAGUGCUCCCAUGACAUUGAUUGGUGGUUCGUUGGCUGAUAUGUGGAUUGGUUCCGAAAGAGGUGUUGCCAUGGCAAUCUUUUCAGCAGCUCCAUUCUUGGGUCCUGUUUGUGGUCCAAUUUUCGGUGGUUUGUUGGCUGAUCAUGCACCUACUUGGAGAUGGGUGUAUUGGACUUUUUUGAUCGUUGCUGGCGUAUUUUAUGCAAUCUUUAUUUUAACAGUGCCAGAGACUCAUCACGGAACAUUGUUAAAGAAGAGAUCUAGAAAAUUGAGAAGAGAAACUGGUGAUGAGAGAUACAGAUGUUUGAACGAAAUUGAGGUGAGAAAUUUUGCCGAAGUGGCCAAAACGUCCCUUUUGAGACCAUUUGUGUUGAUGAGUGAGUUGAUUGUGUUUUUGGUCACCAUGUAUAUGGCUGUGCUUUAUGGUUUGUUGUACAUGUUUUUCUUUGCUUACCCAGUGUUGUAUAUGGAAGGUAAAGGCUGGUCUGCUUCUAAAACCGGUAUCAUGUUCAUCCCUAUUGGUGCCGGUGUCAUUCUUGCCACUCUUGUCGCUCCAUUGUUCAACAAAGAUUACAACAAAAGAGCUCAAAAGUAUAGAGACCAAGGAGAGUUGCCACCUGCUGAGCUAAGAUUAAUUCCAAUGAUGAUUUCUUGUUGGUUUGUACCUACUGGUCUUUUUGCAUUUGCUUGGUCAUCAUACAGCUGGUUAUCAUGGGCCGGACCAUGUUUCUCAGGAUUAGGAGUUGGUUUUGGUCUUUGUGGUUUAUACAAUCCAGCAAACAAUUACAUUGUUGACUCCUACCAACAUUAUGCGGCUAGUGCCUUGGCAGCAAAGACAUUUGUUAGAUCAAUCUGGGGUGCUUGUGUUCCCUUAUUUACUAUUCAAAUGUACCAUACAUUAGGUUACGAAUGGGCCAGUACGUUGAUGGCAUUCAUUUCAUUAGCAUGUUGCCUUAUUCCUUACUUGUUUUUCAUUUAUGGAGCUAGAAUCAGAAAAUUUUCCAGGUACGCUUACUCACCAAACAUGGAUGCAAAGAAGCCAGAUAUGGAAAGUCACGGACAUUAA